This is a messenger RNA of Rhodotorula toruloides NP11, 2343 nucleotides long. Its product is annotated as metal iron transporter. Gene Ontology annotation, molecular function: cadmium ion transmembrane transporter activity; manganese ion transmembrane transporter activity. The record is from RefSeq and is a predicted model, not a curated record. Gene Ontology annotation, cellular component: membrane. The transcript is spliced from 7 exons. Lineage: Eukaryota; Fungi; Basidiomycota; Microbotryomycetes; Sporidiobolales; Sporidiobolaceae. Gene Ontology annotation, biological process: intracellular manganese ion homeostasis; iron ion transport. The coding region runs from base 1 to 2343 and encodes 780 amino acids.
AUGCAUGGACUCGCUCUCGCCUUCGAAGGCACUCACGACACCCUCUCUACCCCCGAGAUGCACAUCGACCCGAACCAGCUCGAACGCGGCAACCUCGACCGCAACCCCGCAGCCACCCCGGGACGCUCGUACGCGCUCACACACGUACCGGAGGACGAGAUCGAGCUUGCAGACUCGGAGCAGGUCCCCGAGGCUGUCGCGACGGCGGGCGAGGCAGGGCGAAACGAGUGUGUCGAGGAGGGAGCCGUCGGGGAGGACGGGUCGGAGCGGGAUCUCGCUGGAGGAGGGAAACGCACGGGCUCGCCUUCGCCCGGCCCUCACAAGCCUCACCACGCCGUCUCUCCCUCGCAAAGACCCUCCCGCAGCCCCUCCGACCUCGAAGCCAACGCUCCCUCCCCUUCCUCGCGCGAGUCGGUCUUCAAAAAGGCUACGAACGCCCUCAAGCGCCAUGCGGCCUUUGUUGGACCAGGCGUGAUCGCGUCGGUCGCGUACCUCGAUCCGGGCAACUGGUCGACCGACUUGGCUGCUGGCUCGCAGUUUGGAUACAGCCACUUGUUCGUCAUCUUCUUCGCCGGCAUGAUGGCGCUCCUCUUCCAGGUCCUCUCGACCCGCCUCGGCUGCGUCAGCGAUUACGACCUCGCGACGCAUUGCCGCUUCGCGCUGUACGACCGCCCGUCGCCCUACAAGCUGUACUACCGCUACCUCCUCCUGUACCCUCUCUAUGUCCUCGCCGAAAUCGGCAUCGUCAUGACAGACCUGGCCGAGCUCCUCGGUUCCGCCAUCGCCAUCAACCUCCUCAUCCCGCCCAUCCCACUCUGGGCUUGCGUGCUCCUCACCUCGCUCGACGUCUUCCUCAUCCUCCUGCUGUUUAACCAGUACCCGACGAGGACUGUGACGAGGAGCAUGAGGCUCUUUGAGCUCCUCAUCGGCGUGCUGGUGAUUGUCGUCCUGGCGUCGUUCGUGGCGAUGCUUGUCAAGGUUGGACCGGUGUGGAAGGAUGUCUUCCGUGGCUACGUGCCGGGGUCGGGCAUUAUUGGCAACGGCGGCAUCUACAUCGCAGUCGGCAUCGUCGGCGCAACCGUCAUGCCCCACGCCUUCUAUAUCGGUUCUAAGAUGGCUACGAUGCGCCGCCUCAAGCCCGAGGAUUACGGCGAGGUGUCCCCUCCUUCCUCGCGCGGCCUUGAUUCGGACGACUAUGACCAAUCGAAAGAGCUCAAGCCGUCGUCUGCCUCGACCAACACCGCUGUCGAGCCCGAGCACGAGGAGGACGAGGACUCGCCCGCCAGCCCACGCGGCCGCCUCGCCAGCCUCCUCCCCUCGCACCUCCGUCCCGCCCGCACGCGCUCGUCGCCCACCCGUCCUCGCGCAUACUUCCCUUCGAUCCAUCUUCCCCAGCCAGUCAGUCUCGGAAACAUCGGAUUCGAUUUGGGCGCGUUGAGCCGGGCGCGGACGAGGAGUCGGAGUCCUGUGCAGGAGCGGAGGCGUCCCCUCGCGGCUGGCGAGGAAGGUGAGGAAGGGAAGACCGAAGCGCCCAUGGACGAAGUAGCCAAGACGCACCGGAUCCGUCCGCGCCCGACCCUCGCCUGCGUCCGCGCGCACCUCACGCACGCAAGUAUCGACGUCGCCUUCUCGCUCGUCGGGUUCGCGCUCGUCGUCAACUCGUGCAUCCUCAUCCUCGGUGCGGCGGUGUUCUACUAUGGGGAUGGCAGGGCGCAGGGGAGGGAUGCGGGUGGCGUCAGCGACUUGUUUGAUGCGUACGAGCUGGUGAAGGAGUACCUCGGGCAGGCCUUUGCGUACCUCUUUGCGAUCGCACUCCUCGCCGCCGGCCAGAGCGCCAGUCUCACGGUCACCCUCUCGGGCCAGAUCGUCAGCGAAGGCAUGAUCGCCUGGCGCACCAAGCCUUGGAAACGCCGCCUCAUCACCCGCUGCAUCGGCAUCAUCCCCUCGCUGGCGGUCGCUGUCUCGGUCGGAAGGCAGGGGAUCGACGCCCUCCUCGUUGGCAGUCAAGUCGCGUUGUCGAUUGUGCUCACGUUCGUGAUGAUCCCCUUGAUCAUCUUCACCUCGCAACAAUCGGUCAUGGCGAUCCCUCACACUCCCUCGUCGCUUCCUUCCGCUCCCUCCGCCCCUUCGCCCGCUCCCUCUCCCUCCCCGCCUCUCCCCCUCCGCACCCGCCUCUCCCGCCUCAUGCACACCCUAAACCCCCUCCGCCGCCGCUCCGCGCCCGAAGGCACAACCUCCUUCGCCAAUUCAGUCGCGGUCAUCUACCUCUGCUCGGCGCUUUGGUUGCUCGUCGGCAUCGCGAACGUUUAUGCGUUGUACCAGGUCGCGAGUCAGGGGGUCUGA